CAGAACAGAACAGAUUUACACAUCUGGCGCCACUGGUAAUCUAAAAAUUUAAACUUGUUUACUAGGAACACCGAAAUGGAAGAUCCCAAUGCAACGGAAACCCUCCAGGCAACGGCAUCGAACUUCAAUGCAGAAGCUGAAAAUGUCAGCUGGUGCCAGAUCGAGAGCGAUCCCGGUGUCUUCACACAGCUGAUACGAGACUUUGGCUGCGUGGGAGCGCAGAUGGAGGAGAUCUGGAGCCUGGACCCAGACACAUUCAAGAACUUGGAGCCGAUACACGGCCUCAUCUUUCUCCUCAAGUGGGUGGCGGACGAACAGCCCGCUGGCCGUGUGGUCAGCGACUUUGGCAACAUCUACUUCGCCCAGCAGGUGGUCAGGAAUUCCUGCGCCACCCAGGCCAUCAUCAGUCUGCUGCUCAACCUUAGUCACCCGGACAUCGAACUGGGAGAGACACUAACGCGCUUUAAGCAUUUCACCCGCGAGUUGGAUCCGCUCAGUCGCGGCUACUACCUGAGUAACGAAGGGAAGAUCCGCACAGCCCAUAACUCGUUCGCCCGUCCCCGUAUAAGUCUCCAGCCACGUUCCACUUUCGUUGUGGACGAACCCCAGGAGGACGAGAGCGAUGCAGACGUCUACCACUUUGUCGGCUACAUGCCCAUAGGCGAGAAGCUUUACGAGCUGGAUGGCUUGCGGAUGGGACCCACGGAGUUGGCCGAGAUCGGACCGGGCCAGAACUGGCUGGACAUCGUCCGGCCGAUAAUCGAGGAGCGCAUGCAGCGCUACAGCGCCAAUGAUCUCCACUUCAAUCUGAUGGCACUGGUCUCGGACCGGCAGCGCUUCUACGAGAGCCAAGUCGAGCAGUUCCAACGGCGCUCGCUAGAGAUGCCAAAAUCCCAGCGAGAGUCGGAGAUGAACGAUCUGCAGGACAGACUGCGAAUCGAGAAGGAGAAGAACCGUCAAUACCGCAUUGAGAACACACGCCGUCGUCACAACUACUUGCCCUUCAUCGUGGAGCUGCUCAAGCAGAUGGGGAAGAACGGCCAGCUACUGCCAAUCUUGCAGCAGGCCCAGCUAAAGAGAAACGAGUGCGACCCGAAUAGCUGUAAUAACGGGAAUGCCGAGAAAAACUAAAAUUAUGAGCCAUAUAUGCCUAUAUCAUUUGAUGGACAUGUACCAAAUGGAGCGAAAGAUAUUGAUGAUUCUCAUUGAACGAAUUGCAUAUCCGGGUCCUAAGAUUACUGUCUUUUACUGCCUUUUGUUGAUAAUUAACAGAUAUAAAUAAUUUCGUUUAAGCUCCGUCAAAACUCUGUCAAACUGGUCAAGGCUUUUCACUACAAUUCCCGUUUAAACAAGGCCCACGGCCAGGCCCUGCCCCCACUCAAGCACAAACAUUCACAUGAGUCCAUGCCCUCCAUGGGGCCUCCAAACUGGAGGCAGGGCUCCAAAUCUCCAAGUGCAAACAAAGUGGCGACGACGACGGGUUUCCCUGUGCAUGUGUCAUUGUUGACUUUGGUUAACCCAUCUAGCGAUGGGUUCGUGACGGGAUAUGAGGAUAUUCAUUCACGCAAGUCAGCGGUCACAGAGAUAUACGAAGUUGAAGUUUGUCGAUUACGUGAGCAUCAUUCAGCUCUAACUCGGUAAAUUAUAAUCUCUGCAGUGGGAACAUAUCCUAAAGUAAAAUAUUCGAAAUUCCAAUUCCAAAAACAAAUAACCAAGAAUCAAAACAGUAAUUCAAGUAUCCAAUAAAAAAUUGAU
Messenger RNA from Drosophila miranda, 1755 nucleotides. RefSeq names its product ubiquitin carboxyl-terminal hydrolase isozyme L5-like. The transcript is spliced from 2 exons. The record is from RefSeq and is a predicted model, not a curated record. Bases 76 to 1131 code for a protein of 351 amino acids. Gene Ontology annotation, cellular component: cytoplasm. Gene Ontology annotation, biological process: ubiquitin-dependent protein catabolic process; protein deubiquitination. Gene Ontology annotation, molecular function: cysteine-type deubiquitinase activity. NCBI's taxonomy places the organism in Eukaryota, Metazoa, Arthropoda, Insecta, Diptera, Drosophilidae.